UCCUGCUUCCUGCUUCCUGCUUCCUGCUUCCUGCUUCCUGCUGGGCUCGAGUGAUGUUCGGUUGGAUUGGGCAAUUGGUCUUUCCAGGACCCGGAAGAGCAUCCAUAAACACGGAAUCAGAAUUGGCGGUAAGUUUACCGCUGUAAUUGGCAAUUACUUCUCUGCGAGCGUGCAAUUAGAGAGGCCGAUUGUGGUCAAGACUCUUCGCCCCCAACAUUGCUUCUUCAUCACUUCUUCACUCCAUUACUCCAUCUCUUCAUCAUCUCUUCUUCAUUCUCAUCAAAUCAUGUGGUCUUCUCUAACUUCUUCCGUCACAUCCUUGACUGGAUAUGGUGCCCAGGCCGGUUCCCCUAAGCCCGGUGAUAUUCCCAAUGCGGGCGAAGGCGUCAAAUCUGCUGCCUCUCUCGUCAAGGACGGCAACUACUUCUCAGAGCUGGCGGCCAAGGACCUCGAGUGGACAAUUGCUGCCACAGCCUCCACUGAGACCCAGACGUUUUAUUGUAUCAAUGACAAAGGCCACUUUGGCCACGUCCAAUUGAUUCAUUCUAAUCUGGGUAUCUGGGGUGCACCCGCCUCUGUCCAGAUGACGGCCCGUUUCCGCGGCGAUGGCGUCAACAAGUUCUUCUCGACCAACCUGACGAACUUUGUCCUCUCGGCCGACAAGUUGUCUGCCUCCACCAACCUGAUGUCGAUCACCCUCUCGCCCGACGGCAAAAAGUUUACUGUUCAAGUGACCAAUGCCCCAGAUCUGAUUGUUUCCCUGACUGUCGAACGCGCAGCCAGGGGCUACAAGAUUGGGGAGGGCAAGAGUUUCUUUGGCGAUGGAUACGUCUCUCACAAAUUCUGGCCCGCCUGUAAGGUCGCUGGUAUGAUGAUCAUCGACGGCAAGGCCCACGACAUGGCUGGUGAGGGCACGUUCGUGCAUGCGAUCCAGGGUAUGAGGCCUCACUUAGUCGCCUCCAGGUGGAGCUAUGUUGAUUUCUUGGGCCACGAUGCAGAGACCAAUCAAAAGGCCAAGCUGUCGUUGAUCCAGUUCACUACACCCGAGUACUAUGGAAGCGCUACGGUCACACAGGGAUCGAUUGUCUUUAACGGAGAUCUGGUCGGGGUUGCGGUGGACAACAAGACUGAGUUUGUGAAAACCGAACAUGACGAGGAAACUGGAUACAACCCACCUACAGAAGUCAACUAUGUCUGGGAGGGCAAGACGAUCGAGGGUGGCAAGCCCUUCAAGGCGGUGCUUAAUGUCAAGCCUAAGGGCCUGUGCCAAAAGGUUGAUCUCUUGGCUGAGAUCCCCUGGGCAUUGCGCAAGAUCGUGUCGACCUUUGUUGCAAAGCCCAUUAUCUACCAGUGGUACGACGAUGCAUCAGCUGUGGUAACGAUCGGCGGGGAGGAACACAAGGUCUCAGGACACGUCUACCACGAGGCGACCUUUGUCAUGUAAGGAGGAGAUACCACUGAAGCCUGCAGGCUGUGAACAGACAUUGGGGGGUUUUUUUUAUUACUGUCUAUUAUACAUAAGGAUACACAUAAAACGUAAUGCCAAAGUAUUUUAAACCCCUG
Messenger RNA from Gamsiella multidivaricata, 1563 nucleotides. Its product is annotated as oxidative stress survival, Svf1-like protein. Gene Ontology annotation, biological process: response to oxidative stress. Bases 287 to 1444 code for a protein of 385 amino acids. NCBI's taxonomy places the organism in Eukaryota, Fungi, Mortierellomycota, Mortierellomycetes, Mortierellales, Mortierellaceae. Gene Ontology annotation, cellular component: cytoplasm. The record is from RefSeq and is a predicted model, not a curated record. The transcript is spliced from 3 exons.